Molecule: messenger RNA, 2427 nt
Organism: Spizellomyces punctatus DAOM BR117
Lineage: Eukaryota; Fungi; Chytridiomycota; Chytridiomycetes; Spizellomycetales; Spizellomycetaceae
Product: ADP,ATP carrier protein 1, mitochondrial
Exons: 4
Coding region: 1171-2238 (355 amino acids)
Biological process (GO): mitochondrial ATP transmembrane transport; mitochondrial ADP transmembrane transport
Cellular component (GO): mitochondrial inner membrane
Molecular function (GO): ATP:ADP antiporter activity
Source: RefSeq, a predicted model, not a curated record
GACCGCAUAUUUUGCAAAUCGAGAAACAGCGACUCCAUUCAUUGUGGACAAACAUUGUGAGUAUUUUUGUUGCAGCACGGAUUGUAUUUAUCAUCUUUUACAGGAAAUGCGCAACCCACGAACGCCAACCAAUCUAUUUACACGAGUUGAAACUCUCUCCUCCACCUGCAAAUAACGCUACUAUUCUCUCUUUCCACGCACAAAGUGUUCGUUUUCCUCUUUCAAAUGUCAUUCCUCCUCCGUGUCUUCUUGGUCGCCAUCUUUGUCGUCGCUCACGAUAUCCUCGUUAUCCUCUUUACCGACCUCUUUACGAAGCGUUCUCCAAUGACUGCCGAGUAGCUUGUGGUCCACACCUCUGAGCUUGUUAAAGAUCUCCGCGAUUUUGAGCCAGUUUGUGCCAUGCUCUGCGACGAGGGAUUUGAUGAGAUCGUCCUCGUCCUUUGUCCAAGAGCGAUUUGGUGCCCUCUGUGUUCAACAAGAGUUUUUGAGAGAAGGUCAAAAGGAACAAGGCAAGUGUCGACAUGGUUGUUACCUUUUUCUUUUGGGGGCCAUUUUCUUCGGCUGCACCGCUGUUUGUGGGCGGGUUGAUUUUGCGUUUUGCCAUGGCAGGGACAAUGGUAAGUUAAAAACAAUGUUUGGGACUUGAUGAAAGCAAUGCUUGACUUUGCAGAUGAAGCGAACGAUGGAAAGGGUAAGCUAUAGAUAGCUGGGCAAUGCACAAAUGUGAAAUCAAGCUUAUUGAGCCAAGUCACGUUCUGACAACUGCUGCCCAAAAAGACUGCCCGCCCCGGUCGGGAAGCUACACACUAGUCAACUGAGUCACAUUUGGCAAAAGAAGCUUUUACCACUCUUUUGCACAGAUGAAUACAUGUUAGGGACAUGGUGUCUGGAUGAGGCUACACAUCUCGUGCGCUUCUGAUGAGGAUCGCAUUGAAAAGAUGGGAAUGAAACCAAAACGCACGAGCAUCGUUUUCCAUACGUCUUUGCCCAAUCCUCCUUCCUCAACAUGCAUCAGACUGUUCAAGCUUCGGGCGAUGAUUACGCUAAUCAUUGCAUAAGCAUAUUACCAUAUUUUGUCCGAAAGAUAAACGAGGAAAACACGGCCCGAGUGUUGCCAUGGUAAUAAACCAAUAUCGGAUAAAAUCGGAUGUUAUUAUGUAAAUAGAGCCAAUGAAUGGAAUGAGUGGCGAGGGUCACGGAAAAAAAAACAGGUAUUUGAAGCAGCCAACGUAUUUCAAGCCUUUUCUUCCUUUCACCUUCCAAACUCUUCCCUCCUCCUUUCCCCAUCAGAAACCAAACGCAAUGGCUGAGAAGAAGAACGACACCAAGUCCUUUGCCAUCGAUUUCCUCAUGGGUGGUGUGUCCGCCGCUGUCUCCAAGACGGCUGCUGCCCCCAUUGAGCGUGUCAAGCUUCUCAUCCAGAACCAGGAUGAGAUGAUCAAGCAGGGCCGCUUGUCUUCCCCCUACAAGGGUAUCGGUGACUGCUUCUCCCGUGUCAUCAAGGAGGAGGGUACUGGUUCAUUGUGGCGUGGAAACUUGGCCAACGUUAUCCGGUACUUCCCUACCCAGGCCUUGAACUUUGCGUUCAAGGACUACUUCAAGAGGAUGUUCGGUUUCAAGAAGGACAAGGACGGUUACUGGAAGUGGUUCGCUGGUAACCUUGCCUCUGGUGGUAUGGCCGGUGCCUCCUCCCUCUUCUUCGUGUACUCGCUCGACUACGCGCGUACCCGUUUGGCCAACGACAACAAGUCUGCCAAGAAGGGUGGUGAGCGUCAAUUCAACGGUCUCAUUGACGUCUACCGCAAGACCCUCGCCACCGACGGUGUUGCUGGUCUCUACCGUGGUUUCGUCAUCUCCUGCGUUGGUAUUGUCGUGUACCGUGGUCUCUACUUUGGUCUUUACGACUCUAUCAAGCCUGUUGUUCUCACUGGUAACCUCCAGAACAACUUCCUUGCUUCCUUCCUUCUUGGUUGGGGUAUCACCAUCGGUGCUGGUCUUGCAUCGUACCCCAUCGACACUGUCCGUCGUCGUAUGAUGAUGACAUCUGGUGCUGCCGUCAAGUACCGCAGCUCUGCUCACGCCUUUGCUGAGAUUGUCAAGAACGAGGGUACCAAGUCCUUGUUCAAGGGUGCUGGUGCUAACAUUCUUCGUGCCGUCGCUGGUGCUGGUGUGCUCUCUGGUUACGACCAGCUUCAGAUCCUCUUGUUCGGAAAGAGCUACGGAUCUGGCUCUGGUUAAGCGGAGGAGCGGGAGAGAGUGAGAUAGGAUAAUUUAGCAUUGCGCUUGUUUAGGCCCCAUUUAGAAAUACACGUUUAACACAUUAUAUACCUAGUUGAUAUCUAACACGACAGAUGGGCAGGCAUCUCAUACGACUUGGCCAAAGGCAAAAGUUGGGUAUUUAAAAACAAGACGAGCAUAUUUCCCCAA